Molecule: messenger RNA, 831 nt
Organism: Schistocerca nitens (vagrant locust)
Lineage: Eukaryota; Metazoa; Arthropoda; Insecta; Orthoptera; Acrididae
Product: skin secretory protein xP2-like
Exons: 4
Coding region: 1-831 (276 amino acids)
Source: RefSeq, a predicted model, not a curated record
AUGGAGUCUGCUUUAGUCGACAUACCUGACGCGCGCAUUGUACGCAGGGGCGCGCUGUUGGCAGCGGCGGGGAGGUUGGCAGCAGUGAGACACUUGCAGAGCGGAGGCAGUAGUCGAGCGACCACAGGAGCGGCGGGAGCGUCUGCAGUGUGUACGAUGUCGGAUUCACUGGGAAGGGGUAGCGGCGCCGGCGGCUCCGACGGAGAAAGAGCGCCCAAGCGACAGAAAGUUCGUGAAGCAACACCGGAGCCGAGCUCUUCCACAGCACCGGGGCCGAGCUCUUCCACAGCACCGGGGCCGAGCUCUUCCACAGCACCGGGGCCGAGCACUUCCACAGCACGACAGUCAGCAGCGACUCGUCGCGAGGCCUCACCGCAGCCGGGGCCUUCCAGAGAGCAGCAAGAGCCGGACUCGCAGAGUCCGGAACCUGAAGAGCUAGCCAAGGCGCAGAAAGCGCCGCAGGACGGAAAAGCAGCAAAGGGCAAGCCGAAAAGACGGAAGAAGCCUCCGAAAGCAGCGGCGCCAAAACCAGGGAGCAAGCGGGCUCGGCGCUUGAAAAAACUCGAGCGCCAACGGAAGCGCGAGGAGGAGAAGAAGUACUGCGACGGGCUCGUUAGCUUCUGGGAUGGCAUCAUCAGUUACUACAGGGGUCUUCCAGCCCCCCAGGUACCAGAUGUGCAGAUCAUCGAGCCAGAUGCUGGAGAGCAAGUGGUCCCAGACUUAGGACCUGCACAUGCAGCCAUGGGUGCACCAGGAGAGCAGGGUGAGCCACAAGCCAUGGGAGGUGGUGCUGGAGACGCGGGCGAGGCUGCAGCUGAGCCGCAAAUGUAA